UCACUCUUUUUUGGGGCAGCCCCUGAGAUAUUAGAAUACUGCUAUCAUGUCCCCCCUCGCCCUUCUCUUCAUUAAACUAGACAUACCCAAUUCCAGCAACCAUUCCUUAUAUGUUUUAGCUUCCAGUGUAUGUAAAAUCAACUCUUAUGUUUAUGUAGAUUUAUGCCCCUUCACCAUACUUUUAUUUCUUUCAUUAUUUCUCUCCCUUUUCCAUUGCAGUCAUUAUUGGUUUCAAGAAUGACAGUCAUGUUCUUCACAGGAGGGAGAAGUAAAAAAAGUCAAGAUGGCAGCCUCUAUUGUAUAUAACCUUGAGGGGGGGUUAUCUGCCCUCCCAAUCUAUUCACAACUUAGGUUGCUCCUGAAAGCAAAGUUAGGGAACAAAUGAAUUGUUUUUUUUUUCUUCUAGAGAGAGGAAAGAAUUUGCAGGCAGAGCAUUAGUUAUAGCCAAUGGUCACAUAUGGUACAUUCACAGACAGUUAAGAAUUUUAAAAAACAUGGCAGUAAUUGAAACCUGCAAUUAUAGUGCAAUAGAUUGGGGUAAAGAAAAACCUUUCUAAACUCUGUCCUGUAUUUAAUAAUGCUAUGUAGGAAAAUAUGCUACAUGAUCAUGUUUUAAACACAAUGAUGCAUUGCAUUUUUUGAAAGCUACUACCGCUAGUUUGUAAUUAUCUUGCAUAGUUUGCAGCACAGUCAUUAAUGUGGACCUAGUACUGUAAAGAUAUUAUCAAUUCAGAUGUUUAGCUUAUUACCCACAGAGCAAUGUAUGAUAAAUCCCCUUUUUAAAAGUAAAUUAUCUAACUUGGCCUUCACAGAUGUAAGGGAACAGUGUAAAACCUAUCGCUGUUGCCACAUAUUAGAAUUUGAUAAUCCAGUUCAACCUGAGGCAACAUAUUACCCAGCUCUCUUAUACUAUUCUUUUAAUGUUCUAUAAUCUAGUAUUGUAACAAAUGUUAACACCUUUAAUUUUUAUCCCUUGUAGUAAACAAGUUCAUAUUUCCCUUACUGUGGAUUAUUCUUGGCAUUGUUAUUUCUAACCCAACCUUCUCAUUUAAACAAUUGUUUUCCUUGGAUGUAUAUAUAUAUAUUUGGCACAGACUAUUAAAAGUUGGGAAGUUUUAUUCUGAAUUACUUCAUUGUAUAAUUCUAUCCUUCCUUUAAAUAGCUGUGGGUUGUAUGUAUGGACUAAUUCCAUUUAUUUCCUAUACGUGUUUAAUAUAUUAAGCAAAGAAAACAUUAUUUCCUAGCUGAUUAAUAUACUUCUACCUCAACUUUCCUAAAACAAAAAUCAACAUUUUGCCGGUUAUGGAACAUGGGAUAUAACCCUGAUUGAUGCAGCAAAGACUUGCACCGACUUCUUAAAAAGGAUUUUGUUUAUUAAAUACAUACAAGUGAAGAUAAAUUCUACUAAUAAUUAUUGUAGGAUAUAGUAAUUAUGAAUUACUUGGCUUCAAUACAAACAGCCUGCUUUUUCCAGCCACAGCUCUACCUACAUACAAUAUAAGAAAAGACAGGAAAGACAUUAUCAUUUAUAUUAUCAACAUUUAUUCAUCGGAAAAUGUUAAGACUUUAGCAGAACUCCUUUUCAGGAUCACAAGUAGGCAAUUUUAUUUAUGAAUCACCAUUUUCAAAUUUUAAAUUUAUUAAAACAAGUGCACCAAAGUGAAAUCACUUGUCUUUUUAGGACAAGGUAGUAUUUUGAAGAUGCUACUGAAAACAAAAGUGCUAUUUGUAGAAAGUAACCCCAAUGCUAUCCAACUUAUCAAACAAUAGGUUAUAAAUAGUUAAUAAACUAAUAUAUAUAUAUAUGACUAUGUUAUUUUCUAAACAAUAUUUUUACCAGUUCAGAACUAUAACAUUUCUGACAAGGAUCUGUGAGCAAAUAUGUAAUCUGUAGUUUAAAAUUAAUAUCUGAAUGCAUGUGAAAGCACAAACCCAUUUCAAAAUUGGAAAAUAUUUAACGUGUUAGUAAUUCAAGGUUACAAAUAAGAAAUGUAGAUACGGGUACUAAAUCUAUCAUGCACAGUAGUAUUAAAAUCCACGAAACAAGAUUAUUUUGUUAACCCAGUAUCAUUGAAGACUUGUAAUGCUUUAGAGUUUUAAUAACUAAAAUUAUAUGUUUGUGUGUCUGUAUGUGUAUAUACACAAUAUAUAUAAAAUUUUAGUUGUUAAAACACUCAAGCAUUACAAGUCUUCAAUGUAAUAAGUAUAUGUAUGUAAUAAAAUAAACUAUUUUUCAUCUGAAUGGCUGGAGCAGAAAGAAUAAAAUCAAUAUAAUCCUCAUUUGUGGAAAUGCUUAAAUGUCUCUUGAGAGACAACUAGCAAUCUUGUAAACGUUUCAUAAUUGACCAGAAAAAUAUUUGGAACUAUACAGUUAAUAUAUUUCUUAUGUUCUAGAUGACCUUCAAAAUUAGUUUCUAUAGGCAGGAGUCUUCUGCCCAGUUCAGUGAUAAAGUAUCCUUCUUGGUGCAAAAAUAUUAGCAAAAACUGUAACUUCACUCUAGAACUAGCAUGUGAGAACUAAACCUUUAUUGGGGAUAAAGGAAGCAAAGUAAAGGAGAAAAGAGGAAAUAUGUAGAUAUCUCCAUCACUCUUAUAACAUGUUCUCACUUGGAAAAUGCUCCUUCAAGAAAAUAAAUUGUGACCACUUAUCCAGUCUGAGAGGCUCCAUUAGGCCAGUUGUGCCUCUUGUAGUAUUUUCUUCUAGGAGUGUCUAAAUAAAGUAUUUUCCUAAUGGAAGUGGAGAUAUGAGAGAUAUGUUACACUGCUAUUGACCACAGAGAUCAAGGGGAAUAGAUGGUGACAUCUUUCUUACCUCCUGCAGUUAUGAGGACAGAAAGAUUGAGGCAUUUGUUUUGCUAGACAACAGAUUGGGAAGCAGGGAAGAAAAAAGUAAAGAAACAGGAGAAUCCUGCAUGGAUUUAAGCCUAAUGUUAAUCGUAAAAUAAACUAGAAAUAUUUCAGACUAUAACUAUUAUGUUGAAAGAAAGCUAUGGUGCUUAUACAUAUUUCCCAAAGGGAAAUUGCUGCUAUAAAACACCGUUGAGACUGAACUGUCACAUCAUAUGAGCACCUGAAUAAAUAAAGUAGAAAAUGAAGAAUCGGCUUUGUUUUUUUAAAAAAAUGGUAGAUCAUUUAAAAUAAAUACAUGGUAUUUCAUUUGAGAUAGCCAAAGUAUUUGCUAACAAUAGAACACAGGCAACUACAAUAAACAUAAUAGGCUUGGGAGGUUGACAUCUCAAGGAUCACUUUUCAGUAUGCUCUUCCUAGAUUCUCUGUCCAAACUGGAAGCCUCUUCCAGAUCCCUCAGAUAUCAGGAGGAUCAAGAAGCAAGAUAUUUAUAGUGGCAGCCUCCCUUUUCCAUGCAAGGUCCAGGGGAUCCCUCCACUGCCUUUGCCUUGAGUUGAGAAACUGUUUUUUCCUCUGAGGUAUAUCCCCAGAGCAGCUGAGGUCCCCUUUUAAUUUCUGAUUUAGUUUUGCCUCCCCCUCUCCCCCCCCCCAAAAGAAUCCUAUAUCUCAUAUCACUUGGUAUUUCAUGGUUGCCAGUAAUCUUGGCUUCCUUUUGAAGAAAAGUCUGGAUAUUAUUUUUCUGAAGAAGACGAAGUAAAUAAAUAAAAGAAGGCUUAGCAUCGCGGGAUCACAGCCUAAGAGCAGGGGAGAAAAAGUCCUUUCGACGACAACCGACAGGCUCAGCAGAAAUCCAGAAACCUCAAUAAAAAGCAGGGCUUAGUUGCUCCGCCGGGAGAUAAAAGAGAGGCAGGGAUACCAGGCCGCAAUUCUGGAAUUGCUUCUCCUCCCGUUUUUCAGCUCCCUGAGGUAGCUGCGCUACCCUUCCGCAGAGCCUCCCGGCGCGGCGGGGCUUGACCUCCGGCCGUCUCUCCUCCCCUUCGCGCAAAGAGACAAGGGCUGAGCGCCUCUCUUCGGAUGGGACGGGGGAGGAAUUGCGCCGCCGGCUCUGCGGGCGCAGUGAACCGGGCCGCGUUUCGUUUCGCCGUCGCCUCACCUCGGGAGCCGGACCCACCUGCGCGGCAGAUUUCUGCCCUGAUUAUCCCUAUUGCUCCAUUCUUUCCUAUUCUUGAAAAUGAAAAGAAUGGUUUUAUAUUUCCUUUUGCUGGCUGGACUUUUUCCUGUUUCAGCCAGGGAGCGACACCUUCCAAGAACACCUUUAAGUCAAAGAAAUGAUGCUACUUUUCUUGAAAAUGCUUGCAGUAAUAAACGUCUUGACCUUGUGUUCAUCAUUGAUAGCUCUCGUAGCGUUCGCCCUUAUGACUUUGAAAAAGUGAAAGAAUUUAUCUUAACCAUCUUGCAAUUUUUGGACAUUAGUCUUGAUAAAACUAGAGUGGGAUUAAUCCAAUAUGCCAGCACAGUCAAAAAUGAAUUUUCACUGAAGACUUUUAAGAAGAAACAGGAUAUAGAGAGAGCAGUGAAAAGGAUGAUGUAUCUUGCCACUGGAACCAUGACAGGAUUAGCUAUUCAGUAUGCAAUGAACAUUGCAUUUUCAGAAUCUGAAGGGGCUCGGCCACUCAGGGAGAAUGUACCUAGAGUUAUCAUGAUAGUGACAGAUGGGAGACCACAGGAUCCAGUUGCAGAAAUUGCAGCAAAAACCCGAAAUUCUGGAAUUCUGAUAUUUGCUAUUGGAGUGGGAAGAGUUGAUAUGAACACACUAAAGUCAAUUGGGAGUGAACCUUAUGAAGACCAUGUUUUUCUGGUUGCAAACUUCAGCCAAAUUGAAUCACUGACUUCUGUGUUCCAAACUAAAAUUUGUGUCCAGCAUAUGUGUAGUAUAACUCAUCAUGGUUGUGACCAUUUCUGCAUCAACAUUCCUGGCUCUUAUGUAUGUAAAUGCAAGCAUGGAUAUAUUUUGGACUCAAACCAGAGACGAUGUAGCAUCCAGGAUCUAUGUGAGACUGAAAAGCAUGAAUGUGAGCACAUAUGUGUGAAUACACCUGGAUCCUAUGUCUGCCAAUGUUAUGAUGGCUAUGAGCUUGAAGAAGAUGGGAAGAAUUGUUUCAUUGUGGACUAUUGUGCUCUGAAUAACCAAGGCUGUCAACAUGAGUGUAUCAAUACUGAAGAUUCUUAUUAUUGUCAGUGCCAUAAGGGGUUCGUUCUAAAUCCAGAUAAAAAAACUUGCAAACGACCAGACCAUUGUGCUUUGCAAAAUCAUGGCUGUCAGCAGGAAUGUGUCAGUAUAGAUGAAUCCUACUUUUGCCAAUGCAAGCAAGGAUUUACUCUUAAUCCGGAUAAGAGAACUUGCAAAAGAAUAAAUAUCUGCAGUUUAGGUAAACAUGGCUGCCAGCAUGAAUGCGUUAGCACUGAAGAAUCAUAUUUGUGCAAAUGUCAGACUGGAUACACUCUAAACCGUGAUGGCAAAACAUGCAGAAGAAUAGACUACUGUGCCGAGUUCAAUCAUGGGUGUGAACAACUCUGUCUAAAUACCAGAGAAUCCUACAUUUGUCAGUGCUCUGAAGGAUUCAUCAUUAAUGACGAUCUGAAAACUUGUGCACGAGCGGACUAUUGUUUGCUGAAUGACCAUGGCUGUGAACAUUUAUGUGUGAACACUGGAACAUCUUAUACUUGCCAAUGCAUUGAAGGAUAUGUGCUUUAUAGUGAUGGGAAAACCUGCAAACAUAUAGAUCUUUGUAAGUUGGUGGAUCAUGGAUGUGAGCAUCUUUGUGACAGUGAUGGUGAAUCAUAUGUGUGCAAAUGUCAUGAAGGAUUCAUACUAAACAAGGAUAGGAGAACCUGCAGAAAUCAAGAGAUCUGCAAGUCCAUUGACCAUGGAUGUGAACAUAUCUGUGUUAAUAAUAAUGAUUCAUAUGUCUGUGAAUGCCAUGAAGGAUUUAUAUUAUGGAAUGAUGGGAAAACAUGCAAAAGAUGUAACGAAGGCCCAAUUGAUCUGGUAUUUGUGAUAGAUGGAUCAAAAAGUCUAGGAGAAAAUAAUUUUGAAAUUGUCAAGGAAUUUGUCUUGGGAAUUUUGGACUCUCUUACAAUAUCUCCCAGAGCUGCACGUGUUGGUUUGUUGCAAUAUUCCAGCCAGGUUCGCACAGAAUUCACACUGAAACAAUUCAACACAGCCAAAGAUAUGAAGAAAGCAGUGACACAAAUUAAAUACAUGGGGAAAGGCUCCAUGACUGGGCUUGCACUGAAGCAAAUGACUGAGAGAAGCUUCACUGAAGCAGAGGGAGCCAGGCGCAUCUCAGCAAAUGUUCCCAGAGUGUCAGUUUUGUUUACAGAUGGACGGGCCCAAGAUGAUGUUUCUGAAUGGGCAGUUAAAGCAAAGCAAAGUGGAAUCACUAUAUAUGCUAUUGGAAUUGGGAAAUCAAUUGAGAAAGAAUUACAAGCAAUUGCUUCUGAUCCUGCUGAAAAACAUAUUUUUUAUGCUCAGGAAUUCAAAGCUAUGGAAGAGAUCACUGAAAAACUGCAGAAAAGAAUCUGUGAAGAUCUAAAGGAUUACCAGGAAACAACAAAUCAGCUUCAUGCAAUGAAUUUACUUUCUGAAGAACCUGAAACAUCUACCUUAGCAAUCACAGAUGUUCUUUCCUGUUCCAAUUUUGCUGUGCAUCAUAAAUACCUUUUUAAAGAAAAGCAGUUAUGGACAAAAGCUUCAGCAAAUCCUUCAGAUGAUAAGAAAGACCUAUGCAAUUGUGAGAAUCUUAUGAAUUUCCAGAAUUUUGCAACUACUGAACUUAGGAAACUAACUCAGCAACUGGCAGAAAUGUCAAAAAGAAUAGAAGCAUUGGAAAGUCAAUUAAGAUACUAAUGAAAUGUCCUUAGCAGCAAUAUACCUUUGUUGGAUAUUUAUAUACAAGAAAAUGUAUCAAAGCUAUGUAGGUAGGUACAUUUCGCACAAAAAGGAGAAAUUGUAACUUCAGUAAUUUAGAGUACCAUAUAAUAUUGUAUUUUUGCAUUGAUGUAAGAUAAAAUUACAAACUUUUUAGAAAAACUAAUUUUUCAAUUGAGAAGCUACAUAAUAUUGUAAAAUAGUGGUAUAAAAGGCAAUUUUUACUAUUUAGAAAUCGGGAAAGGCCAAAUAUUGUGCACUAUUCACUGUAAUAUUGUACUGAAAGGAUGCAGUCAAAUAUUAGUUGAUUAUACUCUUCCUACAGCCAGCACUUCUUCCCAUAAGUGAUUGAUAGGGAAAUUUGGAAGUAAUCAAUUUAAAGCACACUCCCUACGUUCACGUUAACCACUAAGUAUCUAUAUGUGGGAUAGGGUUUGGGGAUACAAUGUAUAAAAUGUAAUUUUAUCGCUAGAAAUACAUACCAAAAGUUUGAAUACCUUAGCUUUUUAAACAAAUAUUCUCAAACAGAUGUAUCACACAAAUAUUCUAACAGUGUUGGCCAACGGAUACUUGGAGGAAUGGCUAGCCAUCAAAAGGGAAAAUUCAUUUCAAAAUGAAGAUUUGUAUUAUUAAAAGUUCAGAACAAAUUAACUAGUGCCUUAGCUCUGAAUUAUGCUCAAAAUAAAUUUUGUCCAAUAAU
Molecule: messenger RNA, 7478 nt
Organism: Crotalus tigris (Tiger rattlesnake)
Lineage: Eukaryota; Metazoa; Chordata; Lepidosauria; Squamata; Viperidae
Gene: MATN2
Product: matrilin 2
Exons: 19
Coding region: 4079-6757 (892 amino acids)
Molecular function (GO): calcium ion binding
Source: RefSeq, a predicted model, not a curated record